This is a messenger RNA of Engraulis encrasicolus (European anchovy), 3877 nucleotides long. Its product is annotated as serine/threonine-protein kinase 38-like. The record is from RefSeq and is a predicted model, not a curated record. Lineage: Eukaryota; Metazoa; Chordata; Actinopteri; Clupeiformes; Engraulidae. The transcript has 14 exons. The coding region runs from base 319 to 1713 and encodes 464 amino acids. Gene Ontology annotation, molecular function: ATP binding; protein serine/threonine kinase activity. Gene Ontology annotation, biological process: intracellular signal transduction; peptidyl-serine phosphorylation.
UAUGCUAGCUCACAACCAGGAAAUAUGGGGAAUUUAUUUCUAACAGACAGGUUCUGAGGUCGGAUAUAUAUGAUGCAUAGACAAUCACUUCUGUAGGAGGAGGUGGAAACGUCUUUUUUUGUCAUUUAUUUUUUUUCGCCGAUAAGGUCGCCCAAGAGUACACCUAUAGCAUCUGGCUGUUUGAAAGAACGGGGACGCUUAUAAAGCUGUCCUCUGGCCAGACCAUUUCACAUCAUUUGCGUUCCAAUUUCUUCUCCAAAGGUUGCUAGUUAGCUAGCAAACCCACCUUAGACUCUGGAGCAGGAAACUGAGGAGAGUAUGGCCAUGACGGGAGGGACUGCCGCCCCCCUCCCCAUGAGCAGCCAUACACGCGAGAGAGUGACGGUGGCCAAACUCACGCUGGAGAACUUCUACAGCACGCUGCUCACGCAGCACGAGGAGCGCGAGAUGAGGCAGAAGAAGCUGGAGAAGGUGAUGGAUGAGGAGGGCCUGCUGGACGAUGAGAAGGUGACGCGGCGAUCUCAGCACGCCCGUAAGGAGACAGAGUUCCUGCGGCUCAAGAGGACGAGGCUCGGCCUGGACGACUUCGAGUCCCUCAAGGUCAUCGGCAGGGGAGCCUUUGGAGAAGUUCGGUUGGUGCAGAAAAAAGACACGGGGCACAUCUAUGCAAUGAAGAUUUUAAGAAAAGCAGACAUGUUGGAGAAAGAACAGGUGGCCCACAUCCGGGCCGAGCGAGACAUCCUGGUGGAGGCGGACGGAGCCUGGGUGGUCAAGAUGUUCUACAGCUUCCAGGACAAGAGGAACCUCUACCUCAUCAUGGAGUUCCUGCCUGGAGGCGACAUGAUGACCUUGCUGAUGAAGAAGGACACUCUGUCGGAGGAGGCUACGCAGUUCUACAUCGCAGAGACCGUGCUGGCCAUCGACUCCAUCCACCAGCUGGGCUUCAUCCACCGUGACAUCAAGCCAGACAACCUGCUGCUGGACUCCCGGGGACACGUCAAGCUCUCUGACUUUGGCCUCUGCACGGGUCUGAAGAAAGCCCACCGCACAGAGUUCUACAGGAACCUCAACCAUAACCCGCCUAGUGACUUCUCCUUUCAGAACAUGAACUCCAAGAGGAAAGCAGAGACGUGGAAAAAGAACAGGAGGCAGCUGGCGUACUCCACUGUGGGCACCCCAGACUACAUCGCCCCAGAGGUCUUCAUGCAGACGGGCUACAACAGGGUGUGCGACUGGUGGUCUCUGGGCGUCAUCAUGUAUGAGAUGCUCAUAGGCUACCCACCCUUCUGCUCGGAGACGCCACAGGAGACCUACAGGAAGGUCAUGAACUGGAAGGAGACGCUGGUCUUUCCUCCCGAGGUGCCCAUCUCGGAGAAGGCCAAGGACCUGAUUCUCAAGUACUGCACAGACGCAGAGAAUCGGGUUGGAGCCACGUCGGUGGAAGAGAUCAAAAGCCAUCCGUUCUUCGAGACGGUGGACUGGGAACACAUCAGGGAGAGACCAGCUGCCAUCUCCAUAGAGAUCAAGAGCAUCGACGACACUUCCAACUUUGACGACUUCCCAGAAUCAGACAUACUGCAGCCCGUAACAAAUGCAACAGAGCCCGAUUUCAAGUCCAAAGACUGGGUCUUCUUGAACUACACCUACAAGCGCUUCGAGGGCCUGACGCAGCGAGGCACCAUCCCCACCUACAUGAAGGCGGGAAAGGCCUGAGAAGGUGGGCACAGAGGAGGAGGAGGACCACAUGCCCAGAGAGAGCCAAGGAAGGGAGGCCGAGUGGAGCAAAGUAUCAGACAAGAACGGAGAGAGAGAGGGAGAGGUGCUGGAGGUGAGGUGAGGGGAGGUGAGGUGGGGCAGAGAUGCUUUUACAUAAGAAUUGACACCCGUGGGUGAGACGCAAGCAGCCAGUCCCCGUUUGUUGUGUUGUGGUGCAGGGGCGUAGUGUACAUUAGUGUGGCUGUCUCCCGCUACUUUUCAAUACCCGCCUAAGCCCCCUGUGUCAACUCCCUCUGCCGAUCCCACCGCAAUCCCUUCAGUGGGAGAAAAAGAAGAGAUACAAAUAUAAAUAUAUAUUUAUAAGCACGGGCCAACGCAAAACCUGGAAAAGCUCGCUUACAACAGCGUUACCAUGGCAACAGGAAGUUUAACCCCGCGUGCCCACUUUGACGUAUAUUCCUCUGCUCUGCGAGAGAGAGAGAGAGAGAGAGAGAGAGAGAGAGAGAGAGAGAGAGAGAGAGAGACUGGCCACCCGCCCACACACACACAAACAAAUCUUUGCCAACGCCUCCCAGCUAAAACAAAAAAAAAUAUAAUCAAAUUGGAGGUCUCCGUUUUUAGAUGUAGAGUUAACCGUGUAUCCUCUCCUCUCCUGUCCUUUAGUGCGUAGAGCUGCCAUGGUGCUGCUACUGCUGGGUGCUGGCUAUUCUAACUGGUCCACACAGGGUCACAACACACUGUAUUCUUAAAGCUUUCUAUACAGGGUCUUGGCAUAGCCUUACAAUGUGGUAUCUUCACUCACAGCACUCCUGCAGUUCAGAUGUAUCCUGCCCCCCACACCCACCUUUUAUCCGUCUCCUUGUGGAGAGAAAUAGAAAUGUUUAGACUGAAGGAAAAAAGAGUAUUGACUUGGAGAGGACUGGCGACUUUUCUUUCUUUUUCUUCAUUUUAGAGCAGUGUUAAGAAGGCAGUGAUGGAAACACGCAGACAAAAAUAGGUCAUUAGCCAUACAACCACCACUCAUCCGCCAUAUAACACUAACUUUGAAUUCAUAGUUGCUCUUUUAUGACAACGUGUGGCUGUUUCGCUGACAUGAGCAGCUGACUGGUUUGUUUGUUUGUGUGAUUUGAUGUUUCUAAAGUCACAUGUAGUGUGUUCUUACAAGGUAUGUGUGUUGGGGAGGCAGACAUAUAAAACUAUUCUAGUGGUAUCUAACCAUAGCUGUACACAGGGUAAGGUCAUUUUGUCUGCUAGUGCUCUCCAGCUUUGAAGCUAGCACGCUCUUUGUGUCAAAGUUCUUUUACUUUAUUUUGCAAAUGUUGUGUCAUCUACACAUUAAAAGAUUACAGAAAUCUAUAAAUAACGACACUAAGCUCGGUUAUACUUUGUGCACUUCGAACCAGUGAAGGAAACUCAAGCAAAAGCAAAUAUUUAUAAAAACAAUCUUUUUAUAUAUACGUAUAUAUCGAACAAAGUAGAGAAAUUGCACUAAAAAAUGUUCUUAGAGUUAAACACCUCUAAAAGAAUUUCCAAGGCGAAAGAUUCAUCACCAGAUGAAACAAGCCAUUAUCUUGAAAAGUCCCAUGAAAUCCAGACAGUCACAAAGCCUUCAUUUGUGUAAUGUGUAAUGUUCUUUCUUCUUUUUUCAUUUAAUGACUUUUUUUGUCAGAUUUUUUUUGUUUGUUUUGUAAGAUGUACACAACAACACUGUCUUCGUUCAUCCCUUACUGUGUUGCAUCAUUGUGAGUGUGCCAUUUUUGUGUUUCUGCAUGAACAGCCAACUGCUCGCUGCCCCUGUCGUGCCAAAAAAGCGAGUCCCUUCCAGAAAACGAGUGACUUCACGGAUUCACUGUAGUCCAGAGUUACAGGGGGGGCAAUCCAUGAAGUCACUCGUUUUCUGGCAGGGACUCGCUUUUUGGCACGACACCCCCAAUGGAUUAACUUUACCUCAUUGUUGUAAAAAAGGGAGUCCUGUUUAGCCACACUGUAGCCAAGAAUUGUGUUCAUGUGUGUGUAGAUGAAUAAGACAAGAAUAUUGUUUAAGAAAAAAAUAAGCUGAGGUAAAUUAAUAUAUUUAUAGCUAAAGAUCAUUUCAUGUCUACUGACCAUGGGAGGACAAGAGGAAUAAAGAAAACUCAAUGAAGGAAAAAACGCGUCUUUG